GGCUUCGGGCGAGCUUUCAUUGUGCGCUCGUCACUCGUGCUUAUCAGUCGGCUUUAUUCGUUGCGAGCCCAAAAGCCAGUUAUUCGCAUUCGUUUUCGUUCUUCGCCCAAGUUUAUUAUAUUUCUUCGCUGGGAUAUUUCAAUUUGCCCGCCAAAAACACGUAUACGUAGUGUGGCACCUUCUGUGACUCUUUUGAUCCUAGAACGGAUUUAAAAUGGAUUCAAAGUUCAAUCUGUGCCGCUGGACGCUGCUGAUUGCCCUCGGAGUGUGCUGCCUGGUGGACAGCUCGUCGGGCAGUGCGUCGAGCAGCUACUGCUCUCUGGAGCGCAUGAAGAAGUUCGCCAUGGAGGCCUGCGAGCACCUGUUCCAGCAGGACGAGAGUGCGCGGAGGGACAGGCGGUCCAUUGAGUACUCGCACCAUCAUCUAAAUCGGCUGGGAUACGGCAAAGCGUACGACAAGCAUCACUACCUCAUCCGGAGCAGCUUCCCGAUGGGCGGCUAUCUGAAGGUCAAUCGGGAGCACUUUCAUCGCCUCAGCGAGCUGGAUGUGGUGCCGCGCUACAAGCCCAAGAAGCUGCACCACGAGAAGAAGCAGCGCUUCAAGCGAGAUCACUCCUCCAGCAGCUACAACAACAUACCCUACUGCUGCUUUAACGUGUGCGAGGAAGAGUUCUUCUGCUAGCUAUUCGUUCAACCAACUCAUCCGUCCAUAGGUUAGCUUAGUUGUACAUUCUGGCACAAGUCGCGCUCACUCUUAUAGAGUACCUUAGUUGUGGCUCCCACUGUACGAGGGACUCAACCCAACACAUACACUAUUUAUAGGCCAAGGCAUUUAGUUGAAUAAAAAUUACUCUUUAUAAGAACUUAAA
Molecule: messenger RNA, 869 nt
Organism: Drosophila kikkawai
Lineage: Eukaryota; Metazoa; Arthropoda; Insecta; Diptera; Drosophilidae
Gene: Ilp8
Product: Insulin-like peptide 8
Source: RefSeq, a predicted model, not a curated record